AUGUUUGGAGUAGUGUUCCCCAAUCGUAGUUUCCCAAUGGACAUCUCCACCUUCACCCAAAUCGACACCUUCCAUUGGGUCCUCGACAUGAACACCUUCGUCGGGGAGGCGUACGAUUCAAUCCGCGAAGUCUGCAUCUUCCUCCUCAACAACUUCACUCUACCGCCAGACAAAGCCCUAGCGGUCUACAUCCAAGCCCCAGGCUCGCCUUUCCUCUUCUGCGGCGCCGUAACGCUCUCUCGCCCCUCCGCUGUCCUCUCUCUCCCGUGGCCGGACCCCGGCGGCCAAAUGCAACUUACCGCCGACGCUGCCCCGCUCUCCGCCAAAAUCGGUGUCUCCGUCGAGGACCUGGCGUCGCUGCCCUCCUUGGACGUCACGGCGGAGAAGAAAAUUGAGAGAUUGGCAUUGAAGGUUGGGGAGAAUUUGUUUAAUUUCAUGCAGUCGUUUUGUGGAGUGGAUGGGAGUAAGUUGGUUGUGCCAAUGGAUAUAUUGGAUAGGUGGUUUAAGAAGUUUCAGGAACGGGCCAAGCGUGAUCCUGAGUAUUUGAAGGGUUUCGCAUUGUAGCUUUCAAGAGGGGCCAUAAAGGGGAAACCAAAGAAGGGUGUGAUAGUUUUGCUGAGAAGAAAAUUUGGUUGACUCCAUAUCGAUGAGAAAUGUAACCUUUUUUCUUGAACUUAAUGAGGAAUGUAACCCUUUUCUUUUUGAACUUGAUGAGAAAUGGAACCCUCACUGGAGCUGAAGAGAGAUAAAUAAUCAAUUUAUCUAAACUCUUAAGAGGUUGGGGUGCCAGGCUUUGUUGUAUUGGGUUCUUGUUCUCUUUCG
Molecule: messenger RNA, 822 nt
Organism: Ilex paraguariensis (yerba mate)
Lineage: Eukaryota; Viridiplantae; Streptophyta; Magnoliopsida; Aquifoliales; Aquifoliaceae
Source: the annotation of a GenBank genome assembly